This is a messenger RNA of Anarrhichthys ocellatus (wolf-eel), 5113 nucleotides long. It is a transcript of the gene mtcl3a, whose product is annotated as MTCL family member 3a. The transcript is spliced from 6 exons. NCBI's taxonomy places the organism in Eukaryota, Metazoa, Chordata, Actinopteri, Perciformes, Anarhichadidae. The coding region runs from base 769 to 3945 and encodes 1058 amino acids. The record is from RefSeq and is a predicted model, not a curated record.
CGCUGGAGAAAUGUGGAGCGCGUUAAUGAACGGCUCGGGGCUGCACGCUGGUGGGGGCGGAGCUGGUGGGGGCUACGUCCCGUCUCAGGGAUGGGAGUUUGUGCCGUGCUCCGGGAUGGAGAGGGCGGAUAGAGGCAGGGGGAAGAGUCGCAGCCCGUCGAGGAGGAUCUCCUCUCCGCCCACCGUCUUCAGUCACAUCUACGAGUCUCAGUUCGGCGCUCCGCCGGGUGGAGGAGAAGGUGGAGCAGGGACACAGCUUGAGAUCCGCAGGGGACAAAUAUGGCCGGGGCCCGAACCCCAGCAGCAGCAAACACAACACACGCGGCUGAAAAAGAAAUUUGAGGAUUUGAAAAAGCGACACGUUAAGGAUAAGGAGGAAUGGAUGCGCGAGAAGGAGUCAUUGUUGAGAGAAGUAGCUGACAUACAAGUGAUUGGAUAUAUUUACACCUUUUGAAAGCUAAAUAUACUUCUGUGUGUGCCUAGUGCGUGUGUGGUACACAUGCAUUCUUUUUUCUGCAGUAUUGAAUGGCAAUAAGUUGCAGUUUGUCAAUGAUGCCUAAUUUGAAGUCGGUGAAUUUGUUGUGUUUUGUGGUUUCAUAUCUUAUAUUCCCAGAAUAUUCUUCAGGGCUUCAAAUUUAAAUUGUGAUACACCAGUGUAAGCAUCAGUUUAGUAUAACGUUUUUAUUUCCUUCUCAUUUCCUCAGUUCCUACUGUAAGUUUCAAAUAUGCUUGUUCCUUUGGUUGACAAGAUUGCUGCAAACUGUUUCCAUGCAGGGAGGGGAGAACCGGAGGAUUCUGCUGGAACUGAAGACAGUUUUGGAGGAAGUGCAGGUGGAGGUGAAGAGAGAGGAGGAGAAGAGGAGCGAGCUCCAGCUGCAGUACACCAGAGACAGAUGUGCCUGGGAGCUGGGGAAGGCCGAGCUCAAAUGCAGGAUUGAGCAGUUGGAGGAUAGAGAGGGUGCUGGGUUUAUCAGCGGUGGGGUCCAGUCAGCAGCAGGUCCCGGCUCUGUGGCGUCACGAAGACAGCACGGCGAGACAUCCACACUCCGCCGAGAGAGGGAAGAGCAGCGGAGGCUCCUGGCGGACACGCAUUCGACGGCCAUGGACCUGCGCUGCCGCCUGGAGCACAAUGAGAGUGACUGGUUAAGAGAGAAAGCAGAGCUGCUGGAGAGGUUUGACGUGGAGAGGAGGGAAUGGGAUUGCCAGCUGAAGGAUAUGCAGAGGAAAAUAGAAGUGCUGUACUGUGACGUGAGAACCAAGCGAGAAGUGCAGGGCAGUGGGAGGCAGGACGACAACGAUGAUGUGCACAGGCUCAGCAUUCGCUCAACCACCUCCGGCUCCAGUCUGCUCAGUGACAACGAGCCGCUCAGCAGCAGCAGUCAGUCAGAACCAAGCAGACAUCCACCUUUACCUGGUUUUGGUCACAACAGAGACCUCAGUGGCAGGGAUUGUGUUGGCAGAGAUGGUCACCACUCCAGCUGCUUCCAAGCAGACAGCCUCUUUGGAUAUGAUAUUGGGGGUCAGUUCACUCAUUCACAACCUGAGCUGGUGGAUGAGUUAAGUUCUAGAGGCACUUGGCAGCAAGACUCAGCCACCGAUGGCAAGCAAGCUGCGGAUACAAUAGAGCUGGAGGCUAUGUUUCAUGGAGCGCCUGGAUGUGGAGUGCCACAGAAAAAUGUCUCAAACAGUAAUGAAAACAAUAUCCAUGUUCAUCCUGAAGAAAAGCCUCUCUGGGCAGAGCUGAGCUACGGCAGCGACAAGAAGAGGAACACCACUGCUCUCAAUGCUGCUCUGAAGGAGAUCGCCCGUGUAAGCGAGGAGCUUUGCAGCUACCAGGACGAGAUCAGAAGGAAGAGUGGGGAUAAGAGGAAUCGAUCUGAAUCCCUGUGCCUUCCUGAGGAGAGCAAGAUGUUGUUCGGCCGCGAUAAAACCCGGCUGGAGGUCGAUGAAGCUCCCUGCGAACUCAGCCAGAUUUGCGAUGACCUCCGGGCCUUGGAGAGGGAAAACUGGAUCACCUUGUCACCAGAAAGCACCUGGAGGGCAGACAGAGGGCCAAGCAAAUCCUGGAUAGCAAACACUGCUGAUCCAGAAAGCCACGGAGUAGCAAAGACAAGCCCUGGAUUACUCUCAGAGAUUGUGUCACAAUGUCCAGCCGUCCCUCCCCGCACCUCCUCCUGGAAUCUGAGCUCUCCCACUUUUCCUGACACAGAACUUUACAUCCCAGAAUCCCCCACGAUGACAGUGAGGAAGUGCCAUAGUCCCUGUGUUCUAGUUGACAAAAAAUGUAGCAGCCCAUCUAUUGUCAGGAAGUUUGAGGCUAUGCUACAGGAAAAUGAAGGAAAAGUUUUGAUAGACGGUGUUGUAGCAUCAAGCCCCGUACCUGCUAAAUCUGAAUGUAUUAAUAAGGGCUGCUGCCACAAUCGCUGGUCCUGUGACGCAAGCAAGUUCACAAGCAGUAAGCUGUCGACUUACGGGACUGUCCAGAAAAGCUUCUCUGAAGUCAACAUAUUGACUGCUGGCAAGAACUUGCGCUCAGAUUACUGCCCUGGUGUUGGGAGCCUAAAAAGCCCUGAGCUACAAAUACCUCAGAUUGUCAAAGAAUUACCUUUAGAUUUGCUCUUGUCCUCUCUUGAAAUACCACCUGCUGGCCCCAACCUCCACGGCUCCAAGAGAAACAUAAUGCUGGAACAAAAAACAGCUGAGUUCAACAGAACCUUGUUUCAGGCUGAGAUGGGCCGUAGAGGCGUAGAAGGACGAGACAGUUUUACAGUAACAGAUGCCUGCUCUGUGGGUUCUCCAACUUGUGCAUCAGAUGAGAUAUUACCUCCCGGGGAGACAACAUUUCAGCCACUUUGUACUGAUGUCACCACUAGCGUCAUGGGUGUGCAUCCUGAAAUCGCGUUGUCUCUUUCCACCUCAAAUUCCACAAUUCAGAACCCCGAGGUCCAAUCAAGGCGAAUGAGAUGUGGUGCUGAAGGCCAAGGGGUAAGAAUGAAGCAAGGAAUCCUUUCUGACCUUUCAUCUGAGCAGCCAAGGCUUGGAAACAGUGUGGAGACAACGCACCAUUGGGAGGUCAAGCACAAAGUUCAAACAGCAUGCAGUCCUUCCAGGAAAGCACAACACAGAGCGGCCACAGAGGCUCUGUUUUCUGAGCCUGUCUUGCCUGCAAAUACCCAGCCAGGUCAGAGUGUGGAUGGUUCCAGCUCCGAGAAUGAGAAUCCCCACGGAGCGAAGUCAGUUGGUGUCUCACUCCAGCAGCCGUCUGCUGAGAACAAACAAAGACAGAUGACACAGCCAGGGCAGCAGGCACAGCUACGGCAUGCGUCGGCUUUUCCUUCCCAGCCUGACUCCUCCAGACCCGGGCCUCGAAUGAUGAACGACCAUCCCUGGAAGGCCCUCACUCUGGCUGCGUACCCACGGCCAGAGGGAUCCAGAUCCAACUACGGGGCAGUGGAGAGGAUUCUGAAGAAUUAUGAGAGUGCAGCCCGGGCUCACCAGAACCAGAACCAACCCAACGAGAUGGAUUCUAGUCCCAACGCCAGUGUCAGGCAGGAGGAGAACGUGACCGAACUGGACAUGCUGGACAUUGACCCUCUGCCCUUACCUCCCACUCUGAGACACACACAGACUUCAAGCUCCUCACAGAAGCACACCACACAUGCACAGUUCAGCAGCCACAGUGCCAUGGGUGUGAAAGAGGUACAUCUAACAGUGCAGGAGAACGACGUGACCCCCGUCUCCUCCUCAGCUCAGAAGAACUUCUCCAGGCCUGCCCGUCCAACCAACCGACGCCUCCCCUCCCGAUGGGUCAGCCGCUCCCCCACUUCCUCCUCCUCCUCCUCUCCCUCUACCACCCCUGUUGUGCCUCCAUCCUUCGCCCUCCAGAAACACAGUUCCUCUUUUACCUACUCGCACGCCUUUCACAUGGAGACUGUCAUUAUUUGACCUCCACCUCCCCGUAUGAUUGAACCAACGAGAAGCCCUCAGCGACAACCUCAGAACACUGAACGUUCCUUUUCAUUGCUAUUGUACAUACCACACCCAGACUGCUUCUCCACUCCUACAGACUCAGAAGUGCUUUAGUUCACCAACUCACCUUUUAGAAUGUAUGUGGCAUCCAGCAGAGACUAACUGACCAAGGAUGCAAGGAAAGGAUCUGAAGCAGCUUCACUUAUUCAGCAGUGUGCUCCGAUGAACCCGCCUGAUGAACCAGGCAUCAUGCGUAGCCUCAGAGGACAAUGAAAACGCGUCAUUCAUUCAUGCCAACCAUCGGAAUGGAUGUCCUUUACUCUGGUCUGGAUUCUAGCCUGGACUAGUGUAGCCUUGCAGAUCUGCCAACAGACCUUCUGCUACUGCUUAGUUCUAUAUACUGCAUUUACACCUUUAAAGUCAUACUUGGUCAUAUUCAAAUGAUCCAAAUACUUCCAGACAAAAUUAAAUCCAGGAUGAUGUAUUAAAUACGUACUGUAUUUUGUGCGCAACAUGUUUUGUGUACCUUUUGCACAAACUAUCAUGUUUCAUACACAAUAUGCAGCAUCAUGGAUUCAUGGAUAGAGAUAAAGGCAGUGGAGCAGAGAGUUCCCCGUGGCAUCACUCUGUGUGCUGAAUUAAGCCGUGUUAGUUUCUGCCUUCUUGAAUAUGUCCUACAGUACAUGCCUGGACUGUACCUUGCCUGUGACUAAAACACUUUGCUUUACAUUCAUGACUGGCUUUACAUUUUUCAUUACAGUAACACGAAAAUGUGAACGUGAGGUCCUUUUUUAUAACUUUGUACCAAAGGCUGGUUUUUUUUUCUGCAUUUUCCUGAUUUGAAAAUGAAAUACAUUGUUUGUGACAGCAUUUAUUUUUGCUGUCCCACCCAUUGCUUAUGUUUUCCAAUCAAAAUGUAUGUUAAACACCGUUCACGAGAGCCUGCUUUUGUGCUUAACACAAAUAAUGAUGCUUAUGUAAAACAGAUUAAAAGGCCUUUUUCUACUUUUACUAAUUCUGAAUGGUCACAUAUCAGGACAUUACUCAGCUGAGUAGUACAGUCAGUUUUGUGGGUGAAAGUGGUGAACCAUAUGAUGAAGGUGAUACCUUUGCUGUUCUUUUUGUGUAAUAAACAUAAGGACUU